Molecule: messenger RNA, 1461 nt
Organism: Asparagus officinalis (garden asparagus)
Lineage: Eukaryota; Viridiplantae; Streptophyta; Magnoliopsida; Asparagales; Asparagaceae
Product: U-box domain-containing protein 62-like
Exons: 9
Coding region: 1-1182 (393 amino acids)
Biological process (GO): protein ubiquitination
Molecular function (GO): ubiquitin-protein transferase activity
Source: RefSeq, a predicted model, not a curated record
AUGGCGUCGGAUAAUCUUCGGAGGAUCGAGAGCGGGCUGAGCUCUCGGUUGAUCUUCCCAGACGAAGCGAUCCACUUCUCUCGCUCCGGNAAAAGAAGAGAGAUAAAAGCUAGGAGCGAACAAACACCCGGGCGGGGUGAGCUUCUGGUCUCAGACGGAUCGCAUAACCGUGGCUGGAUUUUUGGUGGUAGAUCGCGUUCGGAGGGAUCCUAUGGUGAGGAUGAGGAGGAUUAUGAUGUGGAUGAUGAUGAUGAUCUCGAUGAAGCCGAUGGUUUGGUUUCUCUUGAUGAUAACAAUAAUAAUGUAAAGAAUGGGAAUAAUAGUAGCAGUAGUGAACACAGUACUUUAGAGAAAGAGAACGGAGAGAAGAGCCAUUCUCCUUUUGGGUUGAGGAGAGGAAUGAUGGUUAGAGAUAUUAACUUAAGCGAGCAGGAGCAGCAGCAGCAGCAGCAAGAGCCCCUGGGCAACUAUGAAAAUGCAAUAAGUGUUGUACAUCCUGAAUCAUAUUGCUCUCAGAGUAUGAAUGGGGGAGAUGGUUCCAGUUCUGUUCAGAGAGAGACGAGGGGAGAGAAUGGGUAUGUGUUUGGUGGGAGGAAGGAGGCUGCGGUGCAUAUGGAUCCGGGGGAAUCCCUGAGGUCGCACUUCGUGGAUUCUAUAACUGGUGAGCUGAUGGAUGAUGCAAUGAUCCUACCAUGCGGCCACUCUUUUGGAAGUGGUGGAAUGCAGCAUGUUUCCAGAAUGAAAGCUUGUUGUAAAUGUUCAAGGCCUAUUUCAGAAGAUGACCGUGUGCGACCAAAUUUAGCUCUACGUUCUGCUGUUCAAGCAUUUCGCAGAGAGGGGGAACAAACCUCAAAAGUGGCUAAAAGAAGAAGAGACAGAUUUGAGCAGGAUAAAUGUAGCCCCAAUGAUCCAUAUUCUAUGGAUUCACGGGGUAAAGGUGUUCAGUUCCCUUUUAUGGUCUCUGACCGAGUCAUAAUCAAGGGGAACAAGAGGACGCCGGAACGCUUUGUCGGACGUAUUGCAGUUGUAACAACACAAUGCUUAAACGGAUGGUACGUAGUGAAGACCUUGGACAAUGCAGAGAGUGUUAAACUGCAGUAUCGUUCACUAGCGAAAGUGGCAGAUGAUUCUUCACCUUCUAAUGUGAUCCAAAAUAAAUCCACCACUCCAAGCUGGCUAUAAUUACACACCGAGGAAGAUAAAAACUUUUUUAACAUUUGACCGAUACAGAACAAGGUACAUCGCCUAUUGCUGUUGGCAGGGGAUAAGAGUUGGUGCUUUUGAAAGAUGAGGUCUUUUUUUAAAGAGCUGUAAAUCAAUUCAGCCUUACUGAAACCUGAGGCUGAUUUGUACAAACAGAUGGUUUUUGGUAACUUGUAUACAUCAAGUGAAUUGCACACAUACGAAAUUCAAGUGUCCUCCAUGGGGCUUAGUAAGUGUUAAUAUCUUCAAAUUUUCUUU